This is a messenger RNA of Closterium sp. Naga37s-1, 276 nucleotides long. The record is from the annotation of a GenBank genome assembly. Lineage: Eukaryota; Viridiplantae; Streptophyta; Zygnematophyceae; Desmidiales; Closteriaceae.
AUGGAGCUCAACCCCAACCCCUUCUACCCCGACCCCGCUGUCGCCCCCGAUGAUUCGUACGUGGAGGCGGAGGAGGAGGCAGUGCUGGUGGGUGAUGUUGAUGCAGCGGAUUAUGAGGCUGCUGUUGCUGAUGCCUCCACAGGCGACGAGGAUGAUGACGAGGGGCAUGUGGGGGACGAGGAUGAGUGGAGCGACGAGGGUGAUGAUUGGUGGGCCCCAGGUCGCUAUGAGGGGGAGGAGUUGGAGGAGUGGGUGGCGGGGGAGGAAGAUGGCUAG